UGUAUUUAUCAUGGGUACUGAACAUUAUUUGUACAUGUGGGGAAAGUAGGCGGGUUUGUUUUGGUACGGGUGAUUGGUUUUUACAAUGAUUGGCUAUUUAUAUAGUAACAAGUACGCAUGAGUGGAGAUGUUAUAUAAGGGUGUGUAUUUGGUAAAUGAGCCAUUCGAAGGCUCAGAUUCUUAACUUAGUUCACGUUUUUUCCAUGCCACUAUGUCCGAGCAUGAGGACGCAGAGUUAAAUCUUCUUUACGACACAUCAAAUAAAGGCCGCUCUCAACGGGUUUCAAGGGCACCAGAGGUUCAGUCGACACGAAGUACUAACGGCAACGUAAGUGACUUGGCGGAUGCAGUAAGUUUGUUCAAAAGCGUAAUCGAUUCUCAGUUUGCAUCAUUAUCUGAAAAACUUUUGACUGAACAGAAAGCUAAUGCAAAAAGUCUCUCUAAGAAGAUAAAAGAAAGCAAAAGCACGCGAAUUCAAGGGGAAGGAAAUCGCAUUCAAUACAUUUUUAACGAAGAAAUUAUUGAAGACUUAGACAAUCUUUCCAUUGUUGUUAACGACAGUUCGGCUGUUUCUGUAAUAAAUGAUAUUAAAGAAAAAUUGCAGAAGCGCAAUAAGCUUAUCAGGAUUGCAGACAGCAGUCCAGCAGGAUGGAAGACUGUUAGGGAAUACGAGCAGAAUGACUACGCAGAUGACUCGGACGACGACAAAAAGAUUCGCAGCGCGGAGUCACGGGCUAUGCGGCAGAAAUUCCGGGGGAGGGGACGGCCCACACCGUACAGCCGUCCGGUGCCAGCAGCAGCAGGGUCUCAGGCGCAGCUUUCCUCUGGCAGUUUUGGUGGCUACCCUCUACUUAAUCAGCCUUUUCGUGCCUUUGGGGGUUCAAGGAGAACCCCCCAGCCUUCAGACGUGUGUCACAGGUGCUUCAAGACGGGACACUGGAAAAGUCGAUGCCCCCUCAACUACACACAAUCCGCCACAGGGUCUGCAGGGGCAAGCUCUUCAGCCGGUCAAUGAUGGUUUUACAGAUAUAUUCCGCAAGGGACGAUGGGCAGAAGCCAAAGCUUACAACAAUCCCGAGCUGGAUAGACUAUCUGCUCUAUUACCGGAGUACUGUGUGAAAGGAAAGGCAGAGAAUACGAGAAGG
Molecule: messenger RNA, 1145 nt
Organism: Magallana angulata
Lineage: Eukaryota; Metazoa; Mollusca; Bivalvia; Ostreida; Ostreidae
Exons: 2
Coding region: 212-1015 (267 amino acids)
Molecular function (GO): nucleic acid binding; zinc ion binding
Source: RefSeq, a predicted model, not a curated record